Neocloeon triangulifer is the source of this 784-nucleotide messenger RNA. RefSeq names its product thiosulfate sulfurtransferase/rhodanese-like domain-containing protein 3. The record is from RefSeq and is a predicted model, not a curated record. Lineage: Eukaryota; Metazoa; Arthropoda; Insecta; Ephemeroptera; Baetidae. Gene Ontology annotation, molecular function: thiosulfate-cyanide sulfurtransferase activity. Gene Ontology annotation, cellular component: mitochondrion. The transcript has 4 exons. The coding region runs from base 146 to 628 and encodes 160 amino acids.
ACCUCUCAGCUGGCGGACGGACGACGGACCCGACAAAAAUUGCAUGACAGUCGGAGGUUGUUGACUUUAUGAUUCACAAAUUUUACCCAAUCACCAAACAGCGGGUUACCUGAGAGACCGGCGGUGCACACAUCUUAAAUCCUUGAUGAGGAGAGUAAUUUCCAAUUUAGUCCGCAUUAGUGCCUUUAGUGUCCGUCCAGUUGGUGCUCGACCCCCGAAACACAAAUUCCUUCAACUUUGCUCUCUCCAAAGCUUACAAGCAAGAGCCAUGUCGGAAGAACGCAAGAUUGACCUGUCGUACGAUGACAUUAUCGACCUGAAAGCCAAGGACCAGAUUGUCCUGGUUGAUGUCAGAGAGCCUAAGGAAAUUCAGGAGACUGGCAAACUGCCUGGAAGCAUCCACAUCCCUCUUGGAGAGUUGCAACAGGCUCUGCAGUUGCCAUCCGAGGAAUUCAAGAGCAAAUAUGAAGGAGCUGACCAGCCUGACAAGACCUCUGACCUUGUAUUUUCCUGCCGAGGAGGGGUGCGCAGCAGAAAAGCUAUGGCAGCAGCUCAGGAGAUUGGAUUUGCAAAUGUGCGUCACUAUGCUGGUGGUUGGUUGGACUGGGAGGCAAAAACGAAGAAGUAGAAAAAGAUUUAAAAGCGCUUUUUCUAUAAGAAUUAAUUAAUGUUCCCUUUCACUGCUAUUAAUUACAGAAUGUUUGCCUUGUAUCUCAUUCAAUCACAUUUUUGUGCACUGACAUUCUGCAAAAAAUAAAUUUCUCCCAUUCUAUUUUGCUGAAUA